Messenger RNA from Schistosoma intercalatum, 1440 nucleotides. The record is from the annotation of a GenBank genome assembly. Lineage: Eukaryota; Metazoa; Platyhelminthes; Trematoda; Strigeidida; Schistosomatidae.
AUGUGUUCUAUUCAUUCGUUCACAUCAAAUCAAAUCGAGAAAUUACGUGAAUCUCUUCUACUUUGGUAUGACAGAUCCAAACGUGAUUUGCCGUGGCGUCGAAUGGCCUUGAAUCCGGAUCCCAAUUUACGCGGUUACGCUGUCUGGGUAUCGGAAGUUAUGCUUCAACAGACUCAAGUAAAAACAGUUAUUGAUUAUUAUGAUCGAUGGAUGAAAAAAUGGCCUAGUGUUGAUCAACUAGCCUCGGCUUCGUUAGACGAUGUCAAUUCUCUAUGGUCUGGAUUAGGUUAUUAUUCCAGAGCUCGCCUACUACAUAAAGGAGCGAAAAAGAUUGUCAAUGAAUUUAAUAGUAUUUUCCCUCAAUCUGCCGAGGUUUUAAAGCAUUCGAUACCUGGUGUUGGACGUUAUACAGCUGGAGCAAUUGCAAGUAUUGCGUUUAAUCAGUGUACUCCUGUUUUGGAUGGAAAUGUAAUUCGUGUUCUAACACGUUUACGUCAAAUUGGUUCUCCUGUACAAUUACCUACUUCUAUGGAAUAUUUAUGGAAUUUGGCAACUAAGCUAGUCGAUCCUAAUCGACCUGGAGAUUUUAAUCAAGCUUUAAUGGAAUUAGGUGCAGUUUGUUGUACACCGAAAAACCCUGAUUGUAUGAAAUGUCCACUUAAUAAAGUUGGUUUAUGUGAAUCAUAUAAACAGGCUAAUGCAAGCAAAAGUGAUUACAUUUCAACUGAUCUUGAAGAUUGUCAUUUGUGUAUUAAUAGUACUGUUUAUCAAAAAAGUCUUGGAGUAAUGAAUUAUCCUGUGAAACUUAGCAAACGUGAACCUCGUAAACAAAAUACAGUUAUUCUAAUCACAUAUACUUCGAGAAAAGAGAAUGAAGCACUAAAAAAUUACUACCUGCUUUUACAACGACCUAAAACAGGUCUUUUGGCUGGUUUAUGGGAAUUUCCAAGUUACACCAUUGAAGAUGACGAAUUGACGAGUGAAAUUCAACAAUCAUUUAUUCCUUUAGUUAUUGAUCGAAUUACAAAUGCGUUGAAUUCCUCACUGAAUAUAACUUCAAUUAAUGAAUUAAAUGUGAAACCUAUUGGAGAGGUUCUACAUAUUUUCUCACAUAUACACAUGACGUAUAUUGUAUUCGAGUUGAAAGUUGAACAACAACAACCAAUUCCCUCUGAGUGUUUAAACAAUUCUAAUACUAAUACUAAUACUACUACUACUUGUGAUUGGCCGCCAAGUUUAAAUUCCGGUCGAUGGGUUAGUCGUGAAGAUUUAAACGACUCGGCUAUAUCCACUGCUACUAGAAAGGUAUUUGCUCAUUUUGAAAAUUCCAAAUCAUCACAUUCUGAAGUUGAUAGAAAUCAAGGAAAAAUCAAAAGAACCUCUACAAACAAACAAUUAUUGAAUUCUAAACAAUCAAAAUUAGAUCAUUUCUUUCAUUAG